Messenger RNA from Sparassis crispa, 333 nucleotides. RefSeq lists its product as hypothetical. Gene Ontology annotation, molecular function: oxidoreductase activity. The transcript is spliced from 2 exons. The record is from RefSeq and is a predicted model, not a curated record. Bases 1 to 333 code for a protein of 110 amino acids. NCBI's taxonomy places the organism in Eukaryota, Fungi, Basidiomycota, Agaricomycetes, Polyporales, Sparassidaceae.
AUGGGUGCACAGGGUCUUGUGCAUCCAGAGGAUGAACUUGCAACCGCUCGUGCAACUGGGAAGCUUCAUGUGCCCAUGGUGCUCAGCACUCCCUCCACUCGAUCGCUCGAAAGCGUCGCACAGGCAAAUGGACCGAACUCCGUUCGGUGGUUCCAGUUGUACUGGCCCCGCGGUGAUGAAAUUACCCUCUCGCUCCUGGCACGCGCCAAGGUUAACGAAUUUUCCGCGCUUGUUGUCACACUCGACACAAACGUGAAUGGUUGGAGAACGCACGACCUGUCCCGCGCAUAUGCUCGCGAUUCACGGGGUCGGCGCGCAGAAUCUUAUGUCUGA